ACAGAAGAAAGAGAAACAUAAACCACCCAGAACCCAUUCCCAUUUCCAUUCCCAUUCCCAUUCUUUCUAACCAAAACGGAAAAGGGAAAAUGGCGUAUCGUCCUAGUUUCUACCUUGAAAUCGGCAGAAAGGCUAGAGAUCUCCUGUACAGGGAUUAUACAGAGCAACCACCAAUGCACUAUCACUAUGGGUGCUGCGACUGGAGCUAUGAUUUGGCCUUGAGAUCUCAAAUUUGUCGGUCGACUUCGCACGAAAUAAAUGACAACAACCAAGAAUUAGUGGGGGAGCAUGUUCCUGGAAUCAGCGCAGUUCUGCGAUUUAUUGUUCCUGAUCCGUUGUCUAGCAAGGUAGAACUUCGGUAUUUGCGCGAUUUUCUGGGGAUUACAGCAGGGAUUGAGGGGAUGACAACAAACCCAGUGAUGAGCUUCUCGGGUGUGAUCGGAAGCAGUGUCGUCUCCCUUGGAACUGAUCUGGCAUUCGACACCAUUCUAAAGAACUUCACCAAAUGCAAUGCUGGUUUGAGCUUCAGCAGCCCAAUCGUGUCUGCUUCGUUGACCUUGGAAGACAAGGGGGAUACUGCAAAGGCUUCCUGUUUCGGGUUAAUUAACCCGCUGACGAGCACGGCCAUUGCAGCAGAGCUGAAACAUACGUUUUCUCAGAAUGAGACAUCUCUGACCCUGGGAGCCCAGCAUGAGGUCGCCCCCUUGACGGUGAUAAAAGCACGGGCGGACACCACUGGGAAGGUGGGUGCUCUCUUCCAGCAUCAACUUGUGUCAAAGAUUUUCUUAACUCUUGCUGGGGAUGUGGACAUCCAGGAGCUCAAGACCAGUCCUACAAUCGGAUUGUCUUUGGCUCUCAGGCCUUAGAUCAAACCAAACUGCACACAAACAACAACGCCUCUAUCUCUGAGUUUCAAGACAUACAAUAAUUUAUACCAUCAUAAACACCCUAUCAUCAUCUUCCCUUUAGAUAUUCCUUUCUACCCUUUAUAUUGGUUCAAUUUCUCUAGGAUCAAAGUUAUGUUUUUGUAUGACUCUCAUAAUUUGGACAUUCCAGCCUGUGAGGAAAAGAAAGAAAGAAAGAAAGAAAGAAAAGAAAGAAAUAUAUGUAUACCUUUUCGGUUUUGGGAAUAGUGUGAUAUUUGAGUUAAUGAAAAAUUAAAGCUUAUUCUGUUUUUUCUUUGUUCAA
Messenger RNA from Vitis vinifera (wine grape), 1188 nucleotides. RefSeq names its product mitochondrial outer membrane protein porin of 36 kDa. Lineage: Eukaryota; Viridiplantae; Streptophyta; Magnoliopsida; Vitales; Vitaceae. Gene Ontology annotation, molecular function: voltage-gated monoatomic anion channel activity. The record is from RefSeq and is a predicted model, not a curated record. Gene Ontology annotation, cellular component: mitochondrial outer membrane. The transcript has 6 exons. Gene Ontology annotation, biological process: monoatomic anion transmembrane transport. Bases 90 to 866 code for a protein of 258 amino acids.